[Candida] anglica is the source of this 1192-nucleotide messenger RNA. The record is from the annotation of a GenBank genome assembly. Lineage: Eukaryota; Fungi; Ascomycota; Pichiomycetes; Serinales; Debaryomycetaceae.
AUGUUUCCUGGUACCCUCUUACUUCGUCGCCAGCUUGCUCUGAAACAGGUCCUGAUAUCAUCUUCCUUGUUGAGCGGCAGGGCCUCUUCAAUUGGCAGAAUUGUGGGAUUUAGACCUAUUAGAUUGUACUCAGAUAAGAAGGUUAUCACUCCCGUCACUCCGCCCCCUGCAUCUACCACACCUGUCUUCUCUCCAGAAGAACUUGAAGCUGCUCGUCUUGCCCGUCUAGCAGGAUUGGGAUGGGUCGCUAAACUUCCUGAGAAAUGGAUCCCAUACGCUGAACUUCUGAGAGUUGAAAAACCAGUUGGUACUCUUUUGCUUCUUCUCCCAUCUUUCUGGGCUAUCACCAUGGGUGCAUACGCCGUAGCAGCUCCCAUUACUACUAUGUUGACUGCAUCAGCUCUUUUCACCGUUGGAGCACUUGUUAUGAGAGGAGCUGGUUGUACUAUCAAUGACAUUCUUGAUCGUAACUUGGAUAAUAAGGUUGCCAGAACCGUGGAACGCCCUGUAGCAAGUGGUAGGGUUUCAGUUCCUCAAGCCGUAGGAUGGCUAGGUGUCCAAUGCUUUGCUGGGUUAGCUGUUUUACUUCUGCUUCCAUUUGAAUGUUUCUAUUUGGGUGCUCUACUGCUCCCUUUUGUAGCCACAUAUCCUCUCUAUAAACGGUUUACAUACUAUCCUCAAGCUGCUCUUUCGUUUGUUUUCAGUUGGGGUUGUCUUUUAGGUUUUCCAGCCGUUGGUGCUCCUUUGGAUUUGUGGGUUGCUCUCCCGCUCUUUGUAUCAAACUUCCUUUGGUGUAUGACAUAUGAUACCAUUUAUGCCCAUCAAGAUAAGGCAUUUGACAUUAAGGCUGGGAUCAAAUCUACUGCAUUGGCCUGGGGUUCUCGUACAAAGCCAAUCUUGUAUGGACUUCUGGCUACACAACUCUCCCUCUAUGCAUUUGCUGGGUUUAUGAAUGGUAUGGGUCCUGGGUUCUACGGUGCUGCUAUCUGGGGAUUUUCCCGUCUCUUCUCCCAAAUUAAGUCUGUCAACUUGGACAAUCCAAAGAGUUGUUGGAAUGCAUUCACAGGUAAUAUUAGAACUGGUGAAAUCUUAUGGUUGGGUAUUCUUGUUGACUACGUAUUACAACUACUUGGAUAUUUGUAAAUAGAUAAUAUAAAAGUGUGUUAGCAUUAUAAAGUCUUACCAUACACGA